UUUCAGUUUCGAUCACGCUGCGGCCGGUUUCAGACGCGCUUUUUUCACUCCGCCCGCUUCCUGCCCUAUAGGAUUUGUUGUAUGUAAUCUUUCUCUCUGUGCCGCGCGAAGUCUCUGGCUGAAGUUACCACCUACUGCAACCUGAAGGGAGUAGUGCAGCUGGUGAUUCGUCGUGUCGGGUGUGUUUUCGGUGGUUCCGUGGAAGAUUGUCGCGAAAAACGAAAUCGUUUUUGGGCACCAGAAACAUCUAGCUAAGGAAGCGGAAAACAGGAGAUACCUACGUACCAUAACAUACAUAUUUUGACUUCGACCUUCCAUCUCCGUCCGUGGUGGGUGCCUACCUACCAAAACAAGAAAAAAAAAGUGUGAAAAGUGAGACGAGGAAAAGCUGUGCGACAACGCUAGUGAAAGAAAAACGGUCAGCCGGCGAGAGUAAGUCACUCGGAAGAAAGCCACUGACUGACUGUAGUGUGUUUGCGAAAAUAGUGUCCCAUUCACAGAAGGGAGACCAAGGCACAGUCCCCAAAAGAGAUUGUACGGUUCGAGUUCGACACGGCUGUGUGCAAGCUAGAUAAUCCCCACCGGAUACUGAGGCCCCGUAUCCUUCCCCCCAUCCAGAGCAACAACGGUAACCAUCAACCAUGCGGAUAGUGUCGCUCUGGACCCUGGUGACGUUGUCAUCGCUUUGCUCCGCCGCCGACAUCCUGAUGAUCACGAUGGGUGGCACCAAGUCACACAAGAUCCCCUUCUGGGAGCUGGCUAAGGGGCUGAUACCGAGGGGUCACAACAUCACGUUUCUCAGUGGCUUUCCGGCGGAUUUUUCCUUCAAUGGCCUCCAGGAAGUCACCCCAUCCGGGCUGGUGGAAUUCAUCAGAAACUACACCAACUGGGAUCUGCUGGGCGCCCGGAUGAGGGGUGACCUACCCCUUUCACUAUGGGACGUCUUUCGGUAUUCGUGGCAGGCUUGCGACGCCACCCUCGAAGACAAGGAAACCAUGGACCUUUUGGGGCGUAAGUUUGACCUGCUCAUCUUGGACGGAGCCUAUCCGGAGUGUGCCCUGAGUUUGGCGUACCGAUUGGGCGCGCCUUACAUGUACAUCAACACGGUGGGCUUCUACACGGGAACAAUGGCGAUGGCAGGCAACCCAGGACCGUACUCGGUGACUCCGGUGUUCUAUCGGCCGUUGACCGACGAUAUGGACUUCUUUCAGCGGGUCAUGAACAGUAUCUUCCAUUUGACGAUACAGCCAGUCUAUGUGGCCAGUAUGACGCUUCUGCAAGCCAUCGUGAGGCGUCAUCUCGGCGCGGACAUUCCACACGUGUGGGACCUUGCGCGGAAUGUGAGCUUUAUACUACAGAACGGUCAUGCCACUGUGACUUAUCCUCGACCUUUGCUGCCGAACAUCGCCGAGAUCGCGUGCAUCCACUGCAAACCGGCUGGACCCUUGCCCAAGGACCUGGAGGACUUCAUUGCCGGAGCCGGUGAGUCCGGUUUCAUCUACGUCUCGAUGGGAUCCUCGGUCAAGGCCGCCAACAUGCCGGACCAUCUGAGGAAGCUGCUGAUCCAAACCUUCUCACGGUUGCCCUAUCGGGUGCUGUGGAAGUACGAGGCCAACUCCUCCAUGCUGACCGAUCUGCCGCCGAAUGUGAGGCUUGGCCGGUGGUUACCCCAGCAGGAUAUCCUAGGUCAUCGGAAGCUGAGAGCGUUCGUAACGCACGGCGGCCUGCUCAGUAUGUUCGAGACGGUGUACCACGGCGUUCCGGUGGUGACGAUGCCGGUGUUCUGUGAUCACGAUGCCAAUGCUGCCAAGGCGGAAACCGAUGGGUAUGCGCUCCAGCUGGACCUGGAGACGUUGACGACGGAGAAGUUGGUGCGGGGGAUCCAUCGCGUGAUCCACGACCCGAAGUUCCGCAAUGAGGCCAAGCGACGGCAGACGCUGCUGAAAGACACACGAACGACUCCUCUAGAGACGGCAGUCUACUGGACCGAGUACGUCCUGCGGCACAAUGGAGCCUACCAUCUGCAGACGCCGGCCAGGAAUCUUUCCUUCUUUGCCUACUAUGGUUUGGAUGUGAUAUGUUUCUUCCUGGCCACGGCCUACCUCCUCCGGCUGAUGGUGCGACGGGUACUGAAGCCGCAAAUCAUUCAGCUCACCAAGGAGAAGAUUCACUAGCAUCGACCCACCAGGAUACACCCCAGGACCAAUCCCGAAACAAGGAAGUAGAGAAAGCAACAACCUAAACGCUUACACCAAAAUAUCAGCCGGCGAUACGGACGGAAAAUGUGACCCAGAGAUAGUGAAACGAUGUAAGGCAGUGAAAAAUUGGGCUUCCAAUUGAAAAUUUUUAAAAACGCUCAAAUAAUUACGAAAGGAUCUUGAAAUCGAUUACCGAUUACGGAACUUUGUGAAUUUCACAGAAAUUGGUACUUUCCUUGGAGAAAAAAAACUUUAAAACUACGAAGAAGUAAACAUCAAAGUUUGCAGGUCGUCAGAUGGAUAGAUUUGCUCAGCAAAAGAGAGAGCACUCUUUCCCAGAAAAUGUCAAUCAACCACCGACAGUGAGACUUUGUGUAUCUAUACUGCUAAAAGCUCGAAGAGCGUCUGUUUUAGUCAUAAAAUUUUAACCAACCCGCACUACGUCUACAAUGUGAUAACUGGCUCGAAAGCGUGACCGAAGUGAUGCAAAAAUGCAGGAGAGGCGAGCAAGUACAGUAAGAGCAAAUUAUGGUUUCAUUGUUUUAUUUUCCAUACAGCAAACAGGACCCAGUUAUCUCCUCGAGGGAGAUCGAGGGUUUUUGGUUUGCUUCUCUUUUACAGUUACAAAAUGAGGGUGUUAAACUUUUAUAGUUGCUAGGACCAUGAAAGAGGGUAGAGAAUAAGUGUCCUUUAAUUUAUUUAUCCCGUAAAUAAGGAAGGCAAGAUGGCUCCGCAUCAUGAUCUGCUACAUACAAUGACUGUGAAACAGUUGCCCCUUGAGGAUAGAUGACGGCAGAGUCAGGCAGCACAGUGUAAGAUGUUUUAACUAACUUUAGGAGUAGGUUUUAUUCGAGUGUGUACAGAUAGUUUGUAAGAAUCACUGUAAAUAUUAGGUUAAUAAAAGUGAUAAAAUUUUAAA
This is a messenger RNA of Aedes albopictus (Asian tiger mosquito), 3117 nucleotides long. It is a transcript of the gene Ugt50B3, whose product is annotated as UDP-glucosyltransferase 2. Gene Ontology annotation, molecular function: UDP-glycosyltransferase activity. The record is from RefSeq and is a predicted model, not a curated record. NCBI's taxonomy places the organism in Eukaryota, Metazoa, Arthropoda, Insecta, Diptera, Culicidae. The coding region runs from base 642 to 2174 and encodes 510 amino acids. The transcript has 8 exons.